UCGUUCUCAUGAAGAUGGGGCUUAUUUUUUUGCUCGAGUUUUUCGGGAUUUGGUUCUGGAUGAGAAUUUCGUUGCUUUUCGCUGGAAUUUUCUGGCUUUUUUUUUUCAAGCCUUGAAAGAUUGGAGUUGGGAGAGAGACGCGAAAAAAUUAGAGGAAUUAGAGAAAAAAAUUGUUACUACAUUUCAAUUGGGAAAGGCAUUGGAGAAUACCAAGAAAUUUGUUAAAGUUUCUAAUGCUGUUCGUGUUUUUUUAAAUUGUUUUUCUGCCGCUGUGAUUAUUACUUUGGCUGCUGUUACCAGCAGUGAAGAGGCUAAGAAAACCUUUUGUGUUGCUGUUUAUGCUGUGGAGAGUUUUGUCAUUGCUUUGAAUGUCUCAUUUCUAAAUACAGGGAUUGUGUUUUUUUUGAAUAUUUUUUUUGCCACUGUAAAUGCCGCUUUUACGAAUUUGUCUGCUUUUGAUGUUUAUAAGGAGGAUUUUAAAGGGUUUCUUGUGUUUGCUUUAUAUGUUUUGAAUGUUUUGAUGGUUGUUGUAAAAUUUGUUUUUUAUACUUUUAUUAUUGCUGUGAAAUUAGUUGCUAUUUUGGCGAAGGAUCAUAAGGAAUUUUUCGCUGUUUUUGCUGCAAAUGUUGCUGCUUUGGCUGCUUAUUGGUCUUAUCAAAAAAUAACAUAA
This is a messenger RNA of Racocetra persica, 670 nucleotides long. The record is from the annotation of a GenBank genome assembly. Lineage: Eukaryota; Fungi; Glomeromycota; Glomeromycetes; Diversisporales; Gigasporaceae.